Messenger RNA from Perca flavescens (yellow perch), 664 nucleotides. RefSeq names its product corticoliberin-1-like. The record is from RefSeq and is a predicted model, not a curated record. Gene Ontology annotation, cellular component: extracellular region. The coding region runs from base 83 to 520 and encodes 145 amino acids. The transcript is spliced from 2 exons. NCBI's taxonomy places the organism in Eukaryota, Metazoa, Chordata, Actinopteri, Perciformes, Percidae. Gene Ontology annotation, molecular function: hormone activity.
GGAGAAACCGCUCCAGUGUUGGUAUUUGGCCGAGACUCCGAGACAGACGUAGCGCUGCAGGACAUCAGGUAUACUGUCUGAGAUGAAGCUGAACGUGUUGUUGGGGGUCGGGGCUCUGCUCGCCGUCUUCCUCCCUCGCUCUGCUGACUGUCACCCCGCCGAUGCAGACGACGCUGUUGCCACGCCAACAGGCCUACGCCUCCCGCGGCCGCUGCUGCUCCAUCUCGGGGAGGAGUUCUCCCUCCGGCUGGGGGAAGGCUCUGCUGCCUCCUCUCCCUCUCCCUCUUCCUCUUCCUCUUCCUCGGCGGUGAACGUGGCGCUGCUGCGGCUGACGCAGCGCCUCCUGCAGGCGCGCGCCGAGCAGCAGGAAGAGGAGAAGAAGAAGCGGUCUGAGGAGUCUCCCAUCUCUCUGGACCUGACCUUCCACCUGCUGAGAGAAGUUCUGCAGAUGGCGCUCGCCGAGCAGCAGGCGCUGCAGGCUGACAGCAACCGCAGGAUGAUGGACACAGCCGGGAAAUGAUCCAGGACGCUCUGCACCUCCUGACCCUCACCGUAACCAGAGCCCGUCUACGGAGAGCCAUUUCACUUCCCAUUAAGCCCCAUUGUACCGAAUUUGGUUGCAGUUCCCCCAUAGUUCCACUGGGGGUGAUCGCAGGAGAGUGCU